AUGAGCGUGGCUCAUAGCAGCUCUAACGCUAUUUGCCCAACCCCCUCACAGCUGCUUCGAUCUAUCCUGAUUGCACCGGAUAAUGGUGAUCCCGACAACAACAAUGCGACAUCGCAAAAUCAAACCCUUGAAGCUAUUGAUUCUAAGUGGAAGUUUGGCAGCCCUUCUAUCUUAUUGUGGUUAUCUCUCAAAGGUGUUUUCCCGUCCACAGAACGUCAUACUCGACAGAUGAUUGAGGACGUGGUCGACAUAUCUCAAUUAAGGUCACUUUUAGAGGGAAUAUCUGAAAGAACGCGAGCUUUGAAUGUUCAGGGAUUAAUGUGCACACACCUGUCAGUGGCAUCAGCACGCUGUCAAUCCAACAGCACCUAUUCUGAGAUUUAUACACUCUUGCGUGAUUUUGUUGUCAGACUUGAGCGGGCCAAUUUGCCAGUACAGCCUGGACUCCUCGAGCUCUGCAUCUACUAUGCAGCACUUGACUUGUCUCUGCCCGCCUUGCAUGAUUCCAUCCUGCAGUGGCGGAAAAGGAAUCCUGAUCAAGUGAUUCAGCACAGCCAAAUCGUUCAAGCAUUGACCAUGGCGAUCGAUGCGGCCUCAUUUGAGGACCCUGGUUAUGACACUGCCUCACUUCGUGCUGAGAUCACAGGAGAAGGAGCUGAUUUAUCAAAAAAUCCAUGCUUAUUACGAGAUGUUUUAUGCCACUCACAUUACCCGAAUCUACAAGAACUCGGUUUCCUGCUACGUCUUAUGUCGAGAAUAGGAAGCGAGAAAAUGUUGUAUGAGAUGUAUGCUAGGUUCAUAGGCAGUCUCGAUGGCAAGUAUGAAGCCUGCAGCUCUGCCUAUAGUCUGUGCGUGGCUUUGGUACGAGCUGGCCGUUCAGAAACAGCACGGGAUUUCUUAAAGUAUAUCUCGAGGAUGUCCAGUGGCAGCCUACCUCACAUCCAGUCAUUUCAUCAUUUGCAUAUUCUCAUCAACGAUUCUAUUGUUGGCGAAUCCUUUGCGAACUUGGUCAAUGGUGAGCAAUACAGGGAGUUGAUCGAUGCGGGUCUUGUCAGCAUGCAACACAGGCCGGGUCGCAGUAGGCAAACCACGGAAGAGAACAACACAUCGCAUGUCAGUGUGGGUGCAUCCCUCUGGGAAACAUUUACAAAUCAGCCCUUCAAAGUCGAUGACGAAAUCGCAGGAUAUAGCGAUAUAUCGAGUCUUUACAGGAAAAUUCAAUCCCGUGGAAUGACAAAAUCCGGCGGGGAACUCAAUCAGAUUAUUGAUUUGCUCAAUAACUAUGACGGCGAUGUCAUUGAAGUUAGUGUCCAACCUCACAUGACACCAGACGAGCUCGAUUCUAUUUCUACCAAGCUCGAAAAGGCAGCAUUUCGUUGGUGCCCUCAAAGAUCCCCCAUCGAGUUUACAAACUCCGCAGUACCAAAUUUGACCGGCGAGUCUACGAGAUGGGAUCCUGCAUCUCUGGGUUUGAUGUGGGCUCGCUCUUGGGCCCACGGGUCACCUCAGGCGGGGGCCAACACUCUCCAUCUGAUGCAAUUGGGGUAUUUGGAGAUGCGAGACAACCCGGAUGAUCCAUGGCGACCAUCCGGGUAUAUCGCAGCAUGGGACCGGCAAUUCGGCGAAAUGGUUGCCCUCUUUGUUGGGGAAUACUCUGCAGUCAUAGAUCCGGGUCUAACCCGGUCUGACCCUCCAUUUGGUGCUUUGAUGUACAUCCAGCCCUCUGAUAUGCCCCCAGCGUCUUUCUUAGACUCCGAUCGUCUUGCUCGGGGCAUCCUCAGCCGUUACUACCUGGAUGUAGACCCGAGUCCAGAUUUGGAUCCCUGGUGA
Penicillium malachiteum is the source of this 1830-nucleotide messenger RNA. RefSeq lists its product as uncharacterized. The coding region runs from base 1 to 1830 and encodes 609 amino acids. Lineage: Eukaryota; Fungi; Ascomycota; Eurotiomycetes; Eurotiales; Aspergillaceae. The record is from RefSeq and is a predicted model, not a curated record. The transcript has a single exon.